CACUGUUUUAAACCGGUAUGCGACUACCAAUUCCUCAUUGCAGUAGCCUGAUCUGGUGACUCAACGAGAGAGUGUCAUAUUUUAAAGUCCUUUUAUUAAGUAUUUUUUACUACAAAGCUAUGGCAGCACAACAAGAACCAGUAGCAACUUUUAAACUUGUUUUGAUUGGUGAUGGAUGUACAGGAAAAACGGCAUUUAUCACACGUUUCUUGACAGGAAAAUUUGAAAAGAAUUAUAGAGCCACACUUGGCGUAGAAAUACAUCAACUCGUCUUUCAGACAAACAAAGGCCCAAUCCAGUUCAAUGUCUGGGACACGGCAGGUCUGGAAAAAUUCGGUGGUCUAAGAGAUGGCUACUAUAUCCUGGAACAACGUGCCAUGGCUGGCAUAAUCAUGUUUGAUGUGACAUCUAGAGCUACGUAUAAGAAUGUGCCAAAUUGGCAUCGGGAUUUAAUCAGAGUCUGUGAGGACAUACCCAUUGUCCUUUGUGGGAAUAAAGUUGAUAUCGAGGAUCGUAAAGUCAAGGCCAAAACUGUUACUUGGCAUCGAAAGAAGAAUAAUCUUGAAUACUGCGAUAUCAGUGUUAAAUGUAAUCACAACUUAGAAAAGCCUUUCCUCUUGUUGGCAAGAAAACUAGCCAAUGAUCCCAAUUUGGAGUUUGUGGAAAUGCCUGCCUUUGAGCCGCCCGAAGUCCAGAUGGACCCAACUUUAGCUGCCAAAUACGAGGCAGAGCUGAAGCAACGGGAAGAAGCAGCAUGUUCUGAUAAUGAUGAUGACAGUGAUGAUUAGUACUUUAAGUAGCCACAAACCUUUUUAUUUGUUGUUCAGUUGUGCUCUUGCCUGCAGUAAUUUUAGAGCCCUACUCAAAUUACACACUUCUUUGUGUGUAUGCAUGCUUUUUUACUAGUACUUAUUCCAUGUUUAUCCUAUUUAUUUUUGAUGUUUUGAUUGAUGUGGUUGUGGUUACUCCACUAUCUAUGAAAACAAAUGCAAUACGUAUUCCAUAUACAAGUGCACACUUUCACUCAACUUG
Amphimedon queenslandica is the source of this 1032-nucleotide messenger RNA. Its product is annotated as GTP-binding nuclear protein Ran-like. Gene Ontology annotation, molecular function: GTPase activity; GTP binding. The coding region runs from base 120 to 788 and encodes 222 amino acids. The record is from RefSeq and is a predicted model, not a curated record. Lineage: Eukaryota; Metazoa; Porifera; Demospongiae; Haplosclerida; Niphatidae. Gene Ontology annotation, biological process: ribosomal subunit export from nucleus; protein import into nucleus. Gene Ontology annotation, cellular component: cytoplasm; nucleus. The transcript is spliced from 4 exons.